Molecule: messenger RNA, 6629 nt
Organism: Sphaerodactylus townsendi
Lineage: Eukaryota; Metazoa; Chordata; Lepidosauria; Squamata; Sphaerodactylidae
Gene: SOWAHC
Product: sosondowah ankyrin repeat domain family member C
Exons: 1
Coding region: 389-1921 (510 amino acids)
Molecular function (GO): protein binding
Source: RefSeq, a predicted model, not a curated record
AACAGAAGUCGUCCAGGGGCGGGGUCGCCAGAGGUUCCUCCCCCAACUGAGAAGGGGGGGUUCGUAGUGUGGUGGGAUGAAUUUAGGGAGGAGGAAGAGGAGAAGCUUCUUCGGCUGCCGACUUUAAAACUGUGUUUCUAGGCGCCUCCUCCUCCUCUUUCUCGUAGGGUUCGCCGUCACGUGGGAAGGGAGGCGGAGACGCGGGUCUUGUGUGGGACUAUAAUGACGGCUGGGCGGGCAGAGGAGAAGAGAGAGGCAGACGCUGACGCCGCCGUGAUUUGAGUCUUGCCGGGAACCCUCCCUGAGGCUACCGAGCUGCCGAGGCGGGAAAGGGUAGCAGCAGCAGCGAUGCCGCACAGAGGCAAUCCCGGGAUCCCGUUCUGAGGGAAUGGUGGAGGAGGUGCAGGGAAUGGCCGCUCCGCCGGAGCUCCACCAGGAUGCGGUGCUGCGCUUUCUCGCCGAGAGCGGCGGGCGGGCGCGCAACGCCGACCUGUUGGACCACUUCCGCGGUUUCCUCCACUCGCCCGACCCGGAGCGGCGCGCCCGGGCCCGCGAACACUUCAAGGAUCUGGUCAACGCCGUGGCCGUCGUCAAGCAAGAGCCCGGCUCCGGGGCCAAGUACGUGCAGCUGCGCAAGAAGUACCGGGGCGGCGGGGCUGGAUCCAAAGCAGCGGCUGGCGACAGCGGCGCUUCAGUGACGGACCCCGAGCUGGCCUCGGAGACCCUGCCCGCAGGGAGCAGCGGCGACGGAGAUGCUGCUGCUGCCGCCCCUGAGGCGCCUGGAGGGGGACGGGACGCCACCGCGGAGCCUGAGGCGGCCUCAUGCUCUCCCCCUGGCGCGGAGGAGGAGUCCGGAGGCCCGGACAAGAAGCGGGUCUCUCCCCCGGGGCGUGAGGGCGACCGGGAGGCUGAGGAGGAGGAGGCCCCGCCGCCCAGCCUGGCCGCGCCUCUCGCCUCAGGCGCCCUGCCCGCCGCCGCCACUCCGAGGAGCGGGCUGAAGACCUUCCGGGAGCGCAUCAUGGGCAGCUCCCCUCAGGCGAAGCGCGGCGGCGGUUUUCUCCCUCGGGCGGGCGGCGGCAGAGACCGGGACUCGGAUAGCGGCUCGGUGGCGUCGUCGUCGGCCGAGGAGGAGAGCAGCAGCAACGGCGGCGGCGGCGGCGGCGGCGGGGGCUCGGUGGCGCUGGACCCGCUGGAGCACGCCUGGAUGCUGUGCGCCUCGGACGGGCGCUGGGAGGCCCUGGAGGGGCUGCUGAGCUGCGAGCCGUCACUGCUGUGCAAGCGGGACUUCAUCACAGGCUUCAGCUGCCUGCACUGGGCCGCCAAGCACGGCCGCCACGAGCUGCUGGCCCUGCUGGUCAACUUCGCCCACCGGCACCGCCUGCCCGUCGACAUCAACGCGCGCACCAGCGGCGGCUACACCGCCCUGCACCUGGCCGCCAUGCACGGGCACCUCGAGGUGGUCAAGCUGCUGGUGGGCGCUUACGACGCCGACGUGGAGGUGCGGGACUACAGCGGCCGCAGGGCCGCGCACUACUUGAGUGGCGGCACGGCCGAGGAGGUGCGCGGCCUGGUGGGGGCCCUGCAGGACGAGGCCGACGGCGGCGCUACCAACGGCAGCGGCCGCUGGAAGCUCUCCAAGGUGCUCCCGUCGAACCUCAUCACCUACAAGCUGUCCCAUCACCACCACCACCACGGGGAGGAAGGGGACUCGGCCGAGGGGCAGGGCAAGGGCAAAGAGUUGAACCGCAAAGGCUCUGGCAGCGGCAGGAUCAAGCCCCGGCUCAACAAAAUCCGGUUCCGCACCCAGAUCAUCCACACGACCCCUUCUUUCCGGGCAGAUCCUGAGGAGGAGGAGGGUCAAGAGGAAAAGUCCCUGAAAUCCUCCUUCAAGCUUAGACCCAAAUCCAAUGUUUUUGGAUAAAACAGUUUCUUGUGAACACCUGAUAAUGGAAGGGUGUGUGACUACCUCUAGGGCAGCUUCUUUUGCCUGGAUAGGGCUGCUUGAGGAUAGUCUCCCCAUGCAAUACCUUCAGGUGCUAGACGGGUACAGGGCUAAACAGGAUAGAUAUUCUGAACAGGUGUCUUGAGGCUAAUGUUUACUAAAGUGCCAUAUGGUGGCUGGAGUUCUAAUGGAUCGCUUCAUGUCUGAUUAGUUCUGAUUGUUUGAGUUCUAUGUUUAACAUGUGUGGUUAAAGUUUUGUACAUUGGUACAGUACAAAGUGCUGCUAUUUCUGGAGAUCGCACAUGUCACUGUGGUUUUAACAUGCCUGGGCUGAAACAUAUUAGAAUCCUGGUUAGAGAUGACAUUACUGAACAGUUCCCCAUUAAAAAAAAACAAAAAACCUUUAGUAACACUUCCCCCCUCCCCUGCAUCAGGGAGAUGCUUAUUUUCUUUGGGUGACACUGUUGUUUGUGCGGAGAGCUAUUCAAUUUCAUUAACUCCUCUCUGUGUCUGAUAUGCAGCCAAUACACCAGUUGUCACUUUGACCAAGAAUUAGGUCUAAAAAAGAAAAACUGUAUAUUCACAGCAAAUGUAUGAGAUCGGGAAUCCAUGAUCAAGUUCCUUUAGCUGUGGCUGAAAGCAAUAGGGAGUGAUGAUUCCCAAUAUGGCUCAGGGCUGCAUUGCUAGGAAAGGGGAAUGAAUUCAUUUCUUCUUUAUGUCAUUUCUUGGUUGAAAAUCUCCAUCCCUAGGCUACUUUAGUCUGAUGGGGGGAGAACAAGCAGUAGAGAUAACCUGUGUUUUUUCCAUGUCCCAACAAUGGGGCUAAAAGCAGUUUAGAGAAAUGGUGUGGGAGGAAGAGUUAAUCCACCCUACCACCUUCAAGUAUCACAGGUGAUCGAUAACCCAAUCCAUGACUGCUUUUACAACUAAUCCAGUGAUGUAUGCUGUUUCUCCCUUGCAUCUGCCAGUUCUACCUUCUAGGUACCUGCCUUCAGGUUUUCUUUAACCUGAGGAGAAAAAAAAACCCUCUAAAACUGUAUGGGAGAAUGGGCACUUUAUAUGGCUGAUCGUGAACACGUGGGAAAGUUAAAACAUCCCCUUCCUGCAUAUUGUCCCCUAUAAAUGCCCGUUUUUCCACUGUUACUAUUAAGAGACAUGAUAGCAGGAUCCCAUUAUUUUUCUGAUAGUCUAAUUUUGUCCCUAAGCUUUUUCUACUUGAAUAUGCAUGUAAGAGCAUUUUUUAAAAAUAGCUGUAUGAUAUAUAGGCUGAGUAUAUGACUAAGCCAUGAGGAGUCAACUUUCGUGUAAUACUGAUUGUACGCUAAAGCUGAUCUAAAGGUACAUUUUCCUUUAUUUUAUCAAACUGCAUUGUAAUUCUAAAAUUCUUUACCUGUUGCUCAUAAUCCCCUUGAGAGUAGAGGUAGUAUACAAAUUUUAGCAUAAAUAUUAUGCUGGAGAUAGGUUGAUCAACUGUUCGGUUAAGAUGAAACUGAAAUAAUUGAGUUGUAAAAAUAAUGUGAAUGAAAUGGAUUUCUUUCAGUGAGUAGUUGCAUUCUACCAGUGCUGGUGUGUCAAUUGUGAGUUUUGAGAAAGAAAGGUUCUUGUUUGCCAGUGGGAUGCCUCAGCAGACAAGGCCUUGGGUGUUAAGUGGUAUUGAGACUCUACAUCAACACCAAAAAAGCCUUGCAUACUAAAUUUGAGUUCAGUAACUAUAAACACUUUGAGGACUAAUGGUAGUCAAUUUAACCAUUAAUUUGUUCAGCAAAACACUUCCUACACUGAAAGUCAUUCAGCCCUGGAAAAAAUCUUGGGCUAGAAGAGGUGAGCAGCAAUGAUUCAUAGGCAUAGUAUGAAAUAUUAUGUUUUCUUUAAAUGCUUUUUCCAGCACUUUUAAAAACACUUAUGCUCACCUGGAUUGCUUCAGGAAGAAGCCUAAUGUACAGCAUUGCACCUGUAGAUCCACUGUGCCCUGUUUACAGUUUGCAUGCUUACAUUGGGGAUAGGAAGUUGUUUCUGAGUGCUUGACCCUGUUAUUAGCUACAGUGGGGUUUCCUUGCUAGAGGCUUGUUGUUUGUGUCUGUCCAUGCACACAUUCAUACUUGCAUACAACAGCAUGCGGAAAUCUAAAAGCACAUGCCUGAAGUUUGUUACAGAGUGUUUUAGAAGUUUUCUUUAACUUGAGUCACACUUGGGGAGUAAACAGAUUUGUUUUCUUUAAUUAGUAAAUCUUCUGAGUAAACCUUUGUUAGAGAAGCAUUAGCAAACAUUGUUUCUAAUUUGAAACUUAACAUAGUCUGUAUUUUAGUUCAAAGAAUGAUUAAGAAUAAUGUCUUAGAAGUCUUUGCCAUGAAAAGAUAUUCUCGUUAUUCCAAAGUCAGCAAUUUCUACAAAAUCCAAAUUACAAACUUGUUCUAUUAGCACUUUCUUUUCCAGAAUAAGGAUACUGGGGCUGGUCCUCAGAUGCUGCUGAUGAGUAUAUGAAAGUCAGAUGCUGCCAAAUAAAAUUUAAGACUUGCUAAAGCAUGUAUCUUGAUUAGCCGGUCAGAUACUUUGGAGCUGGUAGUUUUGCACUUAUUUGAAAGUAGCUGAGAAACUUUUCCAAGACCAUGGAUAUAAAGACCUUUGCUUCUGAAAUCAGUGUAGGUUCUAUAAACAGUGAAGCAGAUUAUGCAAGCCCUCUUACACUGCAACUUGCUUUUCAGAAUUUUUGCCAAAGUAAUAAUGUGCAGGCUGUAAGCAUUUGGUCUUCUAUUUUCAUGCCUUUCUUUUGGGAUACUAUGGAAGAGGCGUGGCAACAGGGGUUGUGCGACUUCUGCUGUUUUAUACAUCCGUUUGCAGUAGUGUCUAAAGUUGUCAAAGUAAGCACUACCUUAACUGCCAGUUAAACUGCCACCAUGCAUUUGCCCAUGCGAUGCGCCAUGCGUUUUCCACCAACACUGAUUUGCUCCUUUUUGUAAUGAUAACUUUAUAUUGUAUAUGGCUUUCAAAUUGAAUGAUGGAAAACUUGGCAAUUAACUCAUCCAAAUCUAUGCCAACUGGAGUGUGACAAGUUUAUCUGCAUUGAACUGAGACUGCUCACAUGUGCACACGCAACCGGGACGAUCUAAAAUCCUUGCUUGAAGAAAUUAAUCAUCAAGAACUUAAUAUACAAUCUGCCACACUGCAUAGGUGCUUUUUAAUGUAUACAAACUAGAACAAAUGUAAAGGCAUUCUUUUAAUUUAUAAGCUAUAAUUAAAUGUGCCUUUUGUGAAAUUGUGAAAAGAGCAUUCUGAGCACUUCUGCUCACAUUUCAGCAUGACGGAGGCCAGUGGCAGCUCCAGCUUUCUGCCCACACUUAACUUAUUGUAGCAGCAUCAGUGUUCCAAAGUGUCUGUCUGCACUAUAGCACUAGAUAUUUAAUCUUGUAGCAAAGAACGUAAUGAGACAAUUCUGCUGUGCAGAACUGUGUCCAAAGUAGAACAUCUUUACUACAGAUUUCUUUAAAAUGACCUAAAUGUUUCUAACUUCAGUUUUUCCUGUGUGACCUCCAAGAGGGACAUACUCUACACCAUUCUAUUUUUAAAUGUUGUUUAUCUACUUAGGUAAACUAGUGAUAUGAUGGAUUCAACGUUGUAUUUUUGUAAGUACCUGUCUAUGGAAUUGUUGAUCUAUGUCUAAAAACUUGUAUGUGCUGUUAGUCUCAGUUUCAUCAUCAUAAGAAAAUACUUUGUGCUUUAGAUUCUUGGAAAGGAUUACUCUGUUUUACUGUAGAAAUUUCAGCAAACUUUGUUCCCUGAAGGGUUCUGUAAUUAACUAGAAAUGCCAGGAUUUGGUUAUUAUUGUGAUAUAAUGCCUGGUUACAGUAUACUGAAACAACAAAAGCAUGCUAAUAACAUCAGUAGUAAACAAAAGAGCCUGAUUCUAAAUUCUCACUUGGAAAUACACCCUAUCUGCUCUGGUUUUAUUUUUAUAUGUAAAGUGCUGCUUCUCCCAGAUCUUUAGGGGAAGGUAGAGUGUCAUUUUGGGAUACUGAUGUCUUCUGGUUUACCAGAAAUGUAUGCUUGUACACUACACGUGUAGUCCGAUUCUUACAAGUAGAAUGUUUCACAGAGAUCAAGGUGACUUAACAUCAUUAGCACAGUUUGGUGAUGCAGGAAAAGCUUGUGAUGUUCUGCUUCAGUAUCAUUCCACAUAUUCACAUUAUGCACAAAGUAAUUCCCUAAACUGGAAUCCCUUUGUUUACCUACUGAUUUCACAUUCUUUUAUACAUUCUGCAUUUUUUGUUUGUUUCUCACAUCAAAAGUGUUUUUCAAAGGAAUUUUUUUACUGAUUCUUAUGAUCUAACUUAUGCAUCAAAACCAUUAAUGUGGAUAAUGGGCAGAACACAUGUGGUACAAUAUAGGAGCACUUCAAUUUCAAUUUAAUAGAGGAGGCGUCUAUUUAGCUGUUCCUUUCUGGGAAGAUGUAAAAUGAGAUUGAGCAUAAUUUAAUGUACACUAUAAAAUGUUCAGCUGAAGUACUAGGGAUUUCUUUCUCAGUAAGCACAUAGGAUCAAACUGUACUUUUGUUAACCUUAUAUUGAAAAUGAGGAAAGUAGUUGUGUUUCAAGCUGUAUUGGCAAAUACAGGUUUUUUUUAAAAAAAAAUAGGUGCCUGGAUGGAUGAGUAACUACUAAAUAUUUUACUAAAAUAAAGUGUCAUAGUUUUA